Molecule: messenger RNA, 1584 nt
Organism: Prorocentrum cordatum
Lineage: Eukaryota; Dinophyceae; Prorocentrales; Prorocentraceae
Source: the annotation of a GenBank genome assembly
AGGGAAUUCGGCUCAAGCCUUCUUCGACCGAAAAUCUUGGCCCAAUUCCAUUGUAAGAUCCGCUGAGUAGCAUUCGUCGAGUCCACCUCACACAGCUCAGGAUCGAGAUGCACAUCUCUGUGAUCUCUUGCAGUGGUCGGGAGCUCGUGGCUUUGGACGCAGACCCGAGCUGGCGUCUUCACGACGUCCUUGCAGCAUUGCCAGAACACAGUCCGGCACCCGAUUACAAGAUGCGGAUUUUCUUGGGAACAGUGGAGUUGUGCGGAAAUCUGACCCUGGCCGGGAUUGGCGCAGAAAACGGCAGAGAUUUGACCCUUGUUCUAACCCCUAUGCCACGCGUAGUUUCUGGGUGUGCUGAUGGUUCAGUGAAGAUUUGGUCAAGUGCGUCUGGAGAAUGCCUGCACACCCUGACAGGCCACAAAUAUUGGGUGUGGUCUGCUGUUUUCUCACCCUGCGGAAAGAAAGUGCUCACUGCGUCGGACGACGGUACAGUCAAAAUCUGGUCCGUGGUGUUGUGGGAGUGCCUCCGCACGUUGCAGGUGCAGCGGAGGGUAGGGUCUGCCGCAUUUUCACCAGAUGGGCAGAAGGUGCUAACAAUCUCGUGCGAUGGUAUUGGACAGGUCUGGUCCGCUGCUACGGGGGAGUGUCUGUGCACGCUAGAGAGCCAAGUACGAUCAUGCACUUUCUCGCCUGAUGGACAGCAGGUGCUCGCCUGUUCUGGCAGCAGUGCAGUGAAAUUGUGGCACACCACCUCUGGGAAGCACCACUGGACAUUGGAGGGCCACCGCGACGAAGUACUGUCUGCGGUGUUCUCGCGUGACGGCGGUGACCUGCUCACCGCGUCGGGCGACGGCACGGCAAGGAUUUGGUCCACCGCUUCGCGGGAGUGUUUACGCACGUUCCAGGGCCACCAGGAUGGGGUGCGGUCCGCCGUGUUCUCUCCCGACGAGCUGGAGGUCUUGACCGCAUCCCACGAUCUCACAGCGAAGAUCUGGUCUGUUGCCUCCGGGGCGUGCCUGCACACGCUGCGGGGUCACAGGUCCGGGCUGAGGUCUGCCGCCUUCUCCCCCGACGGGCAACAUGUGAUCACAGCUUCGGGCGAUGGCGCUGCAAGGGUCUGGUCUAGCACCAGCGGGCAGUGCCUGCGCACGCUGCAGGGGCACAAGUACGGGGCCCGGUCCGCAUCCUUCUCGCCGAGCGGUCAGGAAGUACUGACCGUCUCUGGCGACGGCACUGCGAAGGUAUGGGCCGUGGCUUCUGGGGAGUGCCUGGGGACGAUGGAGGCGGGAGUUGUGUCAGGUGGGAAAGCAUAUCAAGGCUUACGCAAGCACUCGAGCACACGCGGCAUGUAACAUACCGCAUGUAACGCGCGCACAUUACGUCGACAUUGCGCCGGCUUGGAGCGUAGCAGCUCACAAAACACAGUACGAAUCCAGUACGCGAUGCACUUCGGCAGCAUGUCGUGGCUUCGAUGUUCUAGCAUGGCGUCUGCAGAUAGAGUGGUGCUGACGCACCCGUCCUCUGUCUUCCUCAUCCUCUCUCUCCUCCCUCCUCCUGCUCCCCCUCCUCGUCCUCCUCCACCUC